Messenger RNA from Bactrocera tryoni, 1220 nucleotides. Its product is annotated as tigger transposable element-derived protein 6-like. The transcript has a single exon. Gene Ontology annotation, cellular component: nucleus. The record is from RefSeq and is a predicted model, not a curated record. The annotation marks the transcript as partial. Lineage: Eukaryota; Metazoa; Arthropoda; Insecta; Diptera; Tephritidae. Gene Ontology annotation, molecular function: DNA binding.
AAAUUGCGAAAAGGUUCGGUAUUGCGCCAUCUACUAUCACAUCAAUUUUGAAACAAAGUGAUCUGUAUUUGAGUUUGCCCUCAAACACCAAACGUAAGCACCAAAAAUUACCAGAAUACCCGGAAUUAGAAAAGAGAGUACUCACUUGGUUUUUGCAAUGCCGAGAAUCUAAUACUAUUCCAGUUGGAGGACAUUUACUAAAAGAAAAAGCAAAGGUGUAUGCCGCAAAAUUGGGCUUAACACAAUUCAACGCAAGUAAUGGCUGGUUGGACAAUUUCAAGAAGAGAAAUAAUGUUAGUUUCAAAAAAGUUUGCGGUGAAAGCGCGGCCGUUGAUGAUGAAGUGUGCGUUCAAUGGAGAGAAAACAUUCAAAAGUUAAUAGAGAAUUAUGAGCCCAAGAAUAUUGUCAACGCAGAUGAAACGGGUCUUUUUUACAAGUGUCUUUCUGAUCGCACUUUGUCUUUAAAAGGCCAAAGUUGUCAUGGUGGCAAAUUGAGCAAGGAUCGUCUUACUCUGUUGCUUGCUGCAAAUAUGGAUGGGUCAGAAAAAUUUAAACCAUUAAUGAUUGGUAAAUCCAUGAAACCCAGAUGCUUUAAAAACAUCAAGACGUUCCCUAUGCUUUAUCGUGCAAAUUCAAAGUCAUGGAUGACACGUAAUUUAUUUCUUGAAUGGCUACAAUUGGUGAACCAACAAAUGAAAAAACAAAAUAGAAAGAUUUUAUUAUUUAUUGAUAAUUGCACCGCCCACACUGCAAUGGAACCUUUGAGCAAUGUGCAGACUGAAUUUCUCCCACCUAACACCACUUCAGUUUUGCAACCACUCGACAAAGGCGUAAUCAAAAGUUUCAAAACAUUGUACCGUAAAGAAGUUGUUGUUAAACUGCUUGAAAGCAUCGAGGAAAAAAAGGAUUAUUCCAUUUCGAUUUAUGAUGCAAUGAAUAUUGCUCAUAAAGCCUGGACAAAUGUCAGUAAAUCGACUAUUAAAAACUGUUUUCGAGCUUGCGGGUUUGUUAAGGAUCAAAAUGUAGUCAUAAUCAGCGAAGAUGUACUUCACAUAGCAGAGUGGGCUCGUGUUCCAAAAAAUGCAGAAACACGUGUAAACUUUGAUGACUUCAUUCAUGUUGAUGACGAGUUGUUGAUUACUGGAAGCCUCAAUGAUGAUGAAAUUCUGGGUUUCGAAAACAUCGACGAUGAAAACGAUGAAACAUUUGAAAUUCCCUGA